UCUCUCCCUUCCAAGUCCCAACCCGCCCUAACUAACGACUCUUCUCAUUUAACAGACAAUUACUUCUGAUCCAAUUUUUUGCAAAUAAGAUUUUAUUUCCUAAUUUUAAUCAGCAUUUUUCAGUUAUUCUUUAAUUCCCUUAAAAUCUAUCAUCUCAGGAGAAUAACGAGAGAAAGAAAAUAGAAAUAAGAAACGAACUACUGAUUCCUAUUUUUUCUCAACAUCAAGCAUUUGAGCUGUUGAUGAUCAAUCGUUAGGGCAUUUGAGCUCUUCUUCAAUGGCGUCCUGGCUCAAAGCCGCUGAAGAUUUAUUUGAAGUGGUGGAUAGGAGGGCAAAGCUUGCUGCUGGGGAUAAUCCCGAUGAACAACUUAAUCUUCAGACACCAGCUUCUAAUGGACGAGGAUCUCAACCAAAGAGGACAAGACCAAAAGCAAAGACUAAAAAGCCUCUCUCUUCGGAUGAAACUCCAGUGAUGGUUGAUACUGAAAUUAAGCAGAGUAUACCUGAAACAUCACAAACAGAAGCUGUAUUAGAUAAAGAUACGGCUGCCCAAUUAGCUGAAAAUAGUGUGGUAAGUCCGCAUAGUGUUACUAGAACAAUUGUUAAUGAGGAUCAACAUGGUGUCGGUAGAGCUGGCUCCAUUGCAGAGACUCCUUCACCUGGAGAUGUUAUUAAUGAGGACUUGAAGACUGAUGCGGGUCACAUUGAAGCAGAAGCUACUGGACAAAUAGAAGUUGUAGCAUCGGAUAACAAUGGUGAAAUAGCACAGAAGAAUGUCACAGAUGCUGAUGAGGGAACUGCACCACUCUCUGCUGGUGACCUUGAUCGUGCUAAUCUCCCAACUGAGUCCAGCCAAAGUACUGUUUUGGGAGAAGCAAAAUUUCCUGCAAAUAUUAGGAAUGAUGGAUCUCAAAUUUCAAGUUCAGAUGCAAUUAGUGAUGCUGAAAUUCAGCCUAGGGAAUCUGAUUUAAAAGUUGAAUCAGGUCCAGAUCAACAGAGGCAUUCAGAACGAAGUAUUGUUAUUUCUUCUGAGAAAGUACAAGAGCAACUUGAUGAGGCUCAAGGACUACUGAAAAAUGCAAUUUCUACUGGUCAGUCCAAAGAAGCAAGGUUAGCCCGGAUUUGUGCUGGUCUUUCAUCUCGUCUUCAAGAGUAUAAAUCUGAAAAUGCACAGCUAGAAGAGCUACUUGUUGCAGAGAGAGAUCUGAGUAGAUCAUACGAGGAGAGCAUUAAGCAUCUUCAAAAAGAUUUAUCUGUCUCCAAAAGUGAGGUUACCAGGGUGGAGUCCAACAUGGCUGAUGCAUUGGCUACUAAGAAUGCUGAAAUUGAGGCACUUGUCAAUUCUGUGGAUGGACUGAAGAGACAAGCUGCUUUAGCUGAAGGAAAUUUGGCAUCACUGCAGGCAAACAUGGAGUCUAUAAUGAGAAACAGGGAGCUUACAGAAACAAGAAUGAUGCAAGCCUUAAGGGAAGAGCUGGCUGCUGCAGAACGAAGAGCUGAAGAUGAGCGUACUGCACAUAAUGCUACAAAGAUGGCUGCUAUGGAAAGGGAAGUAGAAUUGGAACAUCGGGCUAUUGAGGCAUCAACAGCAUUAGCUAGAAUUCAGAGGACUGCAGAUGAAAGAGCCACAAAAGCAGCUGAACUUGAGCAGAAGGUGGCACUGCUUGAGGUUGAAUGUUCAACUCUCAAUCAAGAACUACAAGAUAUGGAAACUCGUGCUCGCCGUGGACAAAAGAAGUCUCCAGAAGAAGCAAAUCAAGCCAUUCAGAUGCAAGCAUGGCAAGAAGAGGUGGAGCGUGCACGUCAAGGUCAAAGAGAUGCUGAGAGCAAGCUUUCUUCUAUGGAGGCUGAGGUACAAAAGAUGAGAGUUGAAAUGGCUUCCAUGAAGAGGGAUGCUGAGCAUUACUCACGUCAGGAACAUAUGGAGCUCGAGAAGCGGUAUCGUGAAUUAACUGAUUUAUUGUACUACAAACAAACACAACUGGAGACCAUGGCCAGUGAAAAAGCAGCAGCAGAAUUUCAGUUGGAGAAGGAAUUAAAACGUCUCCAGGAAGCACAGGUAGAAGCAGAAAGGAAUAGAACUUCUCGUCGAGCAUCAUCCUCUUGGGAGGAAGACACAGAGAUAAAAGCACUUGAGACUCUUCCCUUGCAUCACCGCCACAUGGUUGGGGCAAGCAUGCAGCUUCAUAAGGCAGCAAAGCUUUUAGAUUCUGGAGCUGUCAGGGCCACAAAGUUUCUAUGGCGGUAUCCAUAUGCUCGAGUUGUCCUGCUUUUCUAUCUGGUAUUUGUACAUCUUUUCUUGAUGCAUCUUUUGCAUCGCCUUCAGGAACAAGCUGAUACAUAUGCAUCUAGAGAAGUCGCAGAGUCCAUGGGGCUUGCCAAUCGAACGCUACCUUGAGCUUCUCUGCUGCAAAGAUUGCUUGAAUUUUUUCUCUUUAAUACAAAGUUGCUUCUGGAUAUGUGGUUUUUGCUCAUCAUUAUACGUGUAGGUCAUCGAGUUCAUCCAUUAUGUGAAGAAGAAAAUUUGGGUGGUUCAGCUGACAGGUUUGCCUUUAACCCUCGAUUGCCGUGAACCACUAAAGUUGCCAACAAAUGCAAGGAAUCCUGAGCAAGGUUUAUUAUACUCGGGAUUCGACUACGGUAACAAGAUGUAUAUGCUGGACUUGAUCGUCUUCUGUAGAAGCAAGAAAUUAUUAUAUAAUACAUCUCUUAUGACAUGCCUUUUUCUUGUACAAGGAACACGUGUUAACAUUUUUGCAAGAAAGUUUCCUGUAAGCACAAAUUGAUUGGAGAAACAAACAGAAUAUGAUAUUCUUUUCUCGUGUA
Molecule: messenger RNA, 2826 nt
Organism: Coffea eugenioides
Lineage: Eukaryota; Viridiplantae; Streptophyta; Magnoliopsida; Gentianales; Rubiaceae
Product: golgin candidate 1
Exons: 21
Coding region: 278-2398 (706 amino acids)
Biological process (GO): retrograde transport, vesicle recycling within Golgi; Golgi organization
Cellular component (GO): Golgi membrane; Golgi cisterna
Source: RefSeq, a predicted model, not a curated record